AUGUCUGGCGACUCAGACGACGUGCAAAUGCUACUAGAUGCACUUGUGCAAGCACCCAUGGCGGCGCGGACAAUACCAGAUUCUGCAACAAGCCAUGGUCCAUAUCUUGCACCGACAACUGAAUUCGUACUCGCAGCACCUAGUACUGAUAUGGACACGCCGUUUGCGUACGCACAGGACGAAUCACGGGUGCGCGCAAUUCUCGCAUUCCUCUCUGACCCUGAGAAGUCGCGCACGUGCGCAGCGACGCGUAAGGUCGAGACUCCCGACUAUUGCACAGUGAUGGACUCAGAAGCUGUAGGAAAAACCCGCGGUGCCUCUGCACCUGUGGACAGCACAUCAGACGCUGUGUACGCAGAACUUCACGCUAAGCAAGAACGGGCGGAAAAGCGACUUCGUCGAAUGGAAAAGGAGGCACUUGUGCGGGAUCGCCGUCGGGCCAUUGAGCGCGUCGAGCGUAUUCAACAGGUGGACAUCGUCAAGUUACUUCCUGUAUUGGAAGCACGUCAAGACCCACGUGCACGUCGCUCACACGCCGAAUUGUUGGAGCACUUAUCGUGCACCCAUGCAAGGAUAUUGGCGGAGGCACAAGCUAUAUUGGACCGGUACAACAAACUCUUGCCGAACGAAACACGGCAUGAUCAUAAGACGGAAGGCGUGACACAGCGCGCCAGACGUACGAGAUCUUCCACAGCUGUCUCGCGGUCUACUCAUCCUCGAACAUCGAUACCUCCGCGGUCAGCUGCAGCCUCUUUAGAGCGACUAGCAUCUUCAAGGCAGUCGCGUCAACAAAUGGCCCCAUCGCUAGCUGAACUAGCUCUUCACACAGAUACCCAUUCUUCUUCGCGACGACCUGUAUCGAUGCGCCGUAAGUCUAUGCUUGCUUUUGGCGAGUAUAUGCCCGAGAUUGCGAUACGUUCUGAACCGUUUGAACACGCCAUGGCCUCGUGGCUCCAAUCCAACACAACAUGA
Malassezia globosa CBS 7966 is the source of this 972-nucleotide messenger RNA. RefSeq lists its product as uncharacterized. NCBI's taxonomy places the organism in Eukaryota, Fungi, Basidiomycota, Malasseziomycetes, Malasseziales, Malasseziaceae. The record is from RefSeq and is a predicted model, not a curated record. Bases 1 to 972 code for a protein of 323 amino acids. The transcript has a single exon.